Dendroctonus ponderosae (mountain pine beetle) is the source of this 2206-nucleotide messenger RNA. RefSeq names its product nose resistant to fluoxetine protein 6. The coding region runs from base 99 to 2066 and encodes 655 amino acids. The transcript is spliced from 13 exons. Gene Ontology annotation, molecular function: acyltransferase activity, transferring groups other than amino-acyl groups. NCBI's taxonomy places the organism in Eukaryota, Metazoa, Arthropoda, Insecta, Coleoptera, Curculionidae. The record is from RefSeq and is a predicted model, not a curated record.
UUGCAGAAAUUCUUCCUCCGAACAACUGAAUUAAAAUUUUGUCAAUUCUCAUUAAUAAUCGGGUUGUUAAAAAGCGCAUUCACGGCACGUUAGCCAACAUGACAGCAUUGUUUAGUAUAUACGUAGGAAUUUUAUGUGUGGUUUUUGGUUUGGUGAAUAGUGAAGAUGCGUUUGCUAUGGAAAAAAUUGUACAGAGCGGUUUGGAUUUUAAAGACAUUGUAGCGCGAGUGAACUCUACACUUGUCACAAAUGAGUCCACAGGCUGUAUCAACCAGAUUUCCGCUCUAUUGAAUAGUGACCAAAUGACUUUGAAACGAAUGGCCGAUGCCUGGAGUAAAUUCCCAUAUUCCGGCGCUUCAUAUUACGCGUCCAAAUCGGACGCCGGAAAUUACGACGAAUGUAUUAAGAUCAGCACUACAAUUGACAAUGAGCGCAUUUUGGGUAAAUAUUGCUCAUGGGGUUUUGCUAUUCCAAUAUCCAAUGGCACACAAGUGUAUUUGUUAGCUACGUGUAUUCCUGACCAAUGUAGCGCUGCCGAUCUGGCAAAUAUUACCAGAUUGCCUUUAUUUGUUGAUAACUAUUGUUCGACCCAAGAUACCGAUUCCAAACUUGAUGCUGGAGCCGUUAUUGUUUUGGUGUUGUUUGCAUUGCUUUUCACAUGUACCAUAUUGGAGACGGCCUACGAUAUAUUCCUGGAAUACGCCGGAAAAAAACCUCCGCAUGCAAUUUACACGGCUUUCUCCAUGUACAGCAAUGGAAAAAAGUUAUUAAAGUCGACCAAAUACAGCAAAGCAGGCGAGCAAGUGCUCUGCUUCCAUGGCAUGAAGUUCAUCAGCAUGUGGUGGAUUAUUUCAGGACAUGGAGCCAUUUCAAUGUUCUUGGCUCCAGCUCUUGACUAUGAGUUUCGCAGCCACUGGCAAACUCAACGAUAUGCUCAAUAUAUAGCCUCAGCGCACAUUUGUGUGGACACUUUCUUUUACAUAUCUGGCUUUCUGAUGGCCUAUUUGUACUUCAAGCAGUCAAUCAGCAAAAAAUCGGCCACGAAGCAAGCAGGCUCUGUUCCAAUGAUGAUCAUUCAUAGAUAUUUGAGACUAACGCCUGCCAACGCCAUGUGUUUCCUGGGCUCUGUAUUUCUUUUCAAGUAUCUCCAAACUGGGCCAUUUUUCUCCUUUGGUAUCCACGAUGGUUUAAUAAGACCUUGUAAAAAAUACUGGUGGACCUACUUUCUGUACAUACAAAAUUACUACAAUUUCCAUUACGGAGAAUCUUUGUGUAUUCCGACUACUUGGUACCUGAGCGCCGAUUUUCAACUAUUUCUCAUCACACCUUUAGUGUUCAUUCCCAUAUCGCUGAUUUACAGACGAUCGUUUGCAAAAACAAUGGCCGCCUUAGCAGGCGUUAAUUUAAUAUGUUUGGUCACACCCAUUUUCAUCAAACUACAAUGGCGUGAUUAUGAUGUUGAUUUUCAAGAAUACGACUUUCAUUCAAAACUCAUCAGUUACUUUAUUGGAGUGAUGACGGGUAUCUACAUGAGGCACCACAAAAAUAAAAAAGUAACCAUCAAUCGGAUGGUGAACCUCACCAUAUGGUUCUUGGCUCUGGGUAACAUGUUGGCAGUGAUAUUUUAUCGACAGGAUAUUCAGAUAAAAAAUGAAUAUGUAGCUAGAAGUUUAUGCUACAGCUUUACCAGACCGAUGUGGUGUAUUUCCCUUGCAUGGAUUACAUAUGCUUGUGUUAAUGGAUAUGGAGGUGUGGUAAACUGGUUCUUAUCUAGUCCGUUUAUGCAAAUUGGUGGAAAAUUAACCUACAGCCUCUAUCUGACCCAUGGAAUGGUUAUCGCCCAUUAUGCGCUUGGUAUUCGCACUAGAAUUGACUUUACAGACUGGAAUUUGUUCUACACCAAUUGCGGACAUUUUAUCGUGUCGAUGAUGGUCGCCACAUUCUGGUCACUUUCGUAUGAAUCGCCAAUGAUUACGCUCGAAAGGCUGAUAUUUAAUCGUAGCAAAGCAGAGUCGAAGCCCAAAUCGAAGCCCUCCAAAGUCGACCAGAAUGGUUCCAAAGAAUGAAAUACUCAUCAGUUUUAAAUGAAAUAGUUGUAUAUUGUAAAAGCCAGUAAUCUCCAAUUGCAUUAGCGCUACAAUCUGCUAAAACCUAUAAGAAUAUUAAUUUUGAGAUAUGCUCUAAAAUAAAUAUUUUACAAAUAUAA